Messenger RNA from Ictalurus punctatus (channel catfish), 2030 nucleotides. RefSeq names its product galectin-3-binding protein A. The record is from RefSeq and is a predicted model, not a curated record. The transcript has 6 exons. NCBI's taxonomy places the organism in Eukaryota, Metazoa, Chordata, Actinopteri, Siluriformes, Ictaluridae. Gene Ontology annotation, cellular component: membrane. Gene Ontology annotation, molecular function: protein binding. Bases 130 to 1851 code for a protein of 573 amino acids.
UUAUGUUUUCUGUGAAAUGAAACUUAGUGCAGCACAGUCCUCAGACUGAACACUGGUGGACCUAUACAAAAGAGAUCCCGUGACAUAAGUUUCAUUACUCCUUCUUGUUACUCUUAAGUUUCUCCUAAAAUGGUGUCAUCUAGAAUUUGCUUUGUCAUCUGGACUCUGCUGUCACUUCAUGUUACACAGGGCUGGAAUCUAUUUGAUGUCCAGAAAAAGGGACCACCUCGUGAGGGUGGAUUGCGGUUGGUGGGAGGUGACCUGCCCAAUAAAGGUCGUGUGGAGGUGUACCAUGAUGGCCAGUGGGGGACAAUCUGUGAUGAUGAUUGGGACCUGAAUGAGGCCCAGGUAGUGUGCCAGCAGCUUGGUUUCCCUCGAGCUGUCUCAGCCAUAGCAGGAGGGACAUAUGGAGAAGGUUCUGGUCCUAUUUGGCUUGAUGAUAUGAAAUGCAAGGGAUCAGAGAGAUUUUUGUCCAGCUGUCAUUUUAAAGGCUGGAGUGUUACUGACUGUACUCACAAAGAGGAUGCAGGGGUGGUCUGUGAAAGUGGAGAAGAUAUGGACGACAACCGUAUGUUCAAAAUGGACCACAGCCUGGGCCUCUCUGAAGAGCUUGGGAGACUUUUUGAUAGUGGGGACAACUGUGAUUUCAAUAUUCUGGUCCGUGACCCCAGUGAAGACCAAGCUGGACAGAAGACAAUUUGUGUCCAUAGGCUAAUUUUCUCUCUCUACCCUCAGUUUAAUAUCUCUAAUAGUUCCAACAACCUCACAGUUGAAAUUAGCCAAACCUGCCAUCCCCAUAUCUCCAGCUUCUUAAGGUAUCUGUACACACGCAAGGUUGAUGUCACCAUCUCUUCAGCUCAGUGCCUGCACCAGCUAGCUUAUAUCUAUCAGUUUCAGCAGCUUUUGGAGGAGAUAGGCAAAGUCUUUACUUCAUUCAUUCCUCAGGACAGUACUUUCCAUACCCAAGUGUCCCUGUAUGAAUAUGGUGUCCGUACAAAGGACAUGCUGCUUCAGGAAAAUGUUCUUCAGUACCUCUCCUGGAAUUUUGAAUUUCUUGUUAAUGCUCCAGUAUGGAAAACUGUCUCCAUACACAUGAUGAAGGCACUUCUGUCUCGUUCAGACUUAGUGGUGAAGGAUGAGUUUUUUGUGCUACAGACCCUAGAAGACUCAAUCAAAGAGAAAGGAGAGACAGUUAGUUUAGAAGACAAGGUCAACCUACUGAGUCACAUUCGCUUCUCCAUGAUUCCAGUAGAAAAACUUUAUGAUAUUCAGUUCAGCUCAGGCAUGUACCAAAGCAGUGAAGCAUUUUACCAAAGGGCUUUGCUGAAAGGCUUCCUAUUCAAUACACUGCCUUUCUCAAAGAUCAAAGAGCGUUUUAAUAACUUUGAAGACUAUCUGCCCAGGAUCUACACUUCUGAGCCAUGGAGCACUGUCAUCAAUUACACUUCCAACACUGGCUCUAACAAUUACCGUGGCCAUCCUUAUAAUUAUGGGUAUAAUUCUGUCUCAUUUACGACUCCUGCCCAUAACAGUGUGAUUUACAAGCACCAAACAAUUAAUUGGUUAGUGCAGAUUCUUCAAAAUAGUUGGGAAUGUUCUAACCAAGGUUUCUCUUGUGACUCUUUGCCUGUAGCCAGACUCUAUAGCCAAAACAGCCUGAAUAAUUAUGAGCACACUAUUCGCUUCAACAACAAGCUGAUUCUCUCAUGUAGGGCUGAAAACAUUGUGUUCCAUGUCCAAGAUUUUAAAACUGGUAAAGCUAUAGUUCCAACCAACAGCACUAUGGGUCUGCCCCAUCCCUGCCCUAAUGAGUAUAGCUUUACUUUUGUUGUGCGUCCAGAGUACAUCUGAUUACAUUCUCCUGUACAUGGGUCUCUGCUAGCAUUUUUGUUUAAAUUUUUCUAUCAAAUUAUUAGCACGUCAAUGUUAGUGAUUUCUUUUAGUAAUUCAGUAAACAUUUCUUAUCUGUUAAUGUGAAAAAAAAUUAACAUGAUCAAAUUAAAGGUUGCUGAACUUCAGCAUGCAAACUC